Messenger RNA from Rattus rattus (black rat), 2444 nucleotides. RefSeq names its product protein FAM111A-like. The coding region runs from base 308 to 2149 and encodes 613 amino acids. The record is from RefSeq and is a predicted model, not a curated record. NCBI's taxonomy places the organism in Eukaryota, Metazoa, Chordata, Mammalia, Rodentia, Muridae. The transcript has 3 exons.
GGUCGGGACCGCGCUCUGAAUGCAGCCAAUGGACUGAAGCACAGCUGUUGCUGUUCAGCCCAGGGACCAAUCCGCAGUCUCUCCGCCCCCUAAACGAAGCGGUUAAAUGAUCGUCUGGUUCUGUUUUUUCAAAAAGACGCGGGAUUCAAGCGGCUUGAGAGAAGGUGCCAGUGUGGAAAGAUCUGGUUGAGGACAAAGCCUGGGCCUUGUAAUUGGUAGUCUACCACUGAAGUCAAUUUCUACCCCAACUUGAACCAUUUUGGAGUUUGUGUUUCAGCUGAGCCAUCUAUUUCAUCUCUAAGCCACAAUGAGUUCUAAGAAGCGCAAAUCACAGAAGAUCCCAUUUAAUACCAGUAAAAAUAAAAAAAUCAAAGACUAUUUCUCUCAGGUUCCCAAAGAAGAGCAGAAUGAUCCCAGUAUUUCUCAAGUAAAAGUGGACUCUAAAAAAAUGCCAAGGGAUAUAACCAACACCAGGAACCAAAGACCACUUUCACCUAAGAAAACUCAACAAGAUCAGACUCCUCCCCUAUAUAAGAAAAUUCUGGUCACCUUGGGUGUGAACGCUAGGAAACACAAAAACAUGAAACAUGUGCUCACAGAUAGGGAGACAAGUAGCUUGUAUGCAGCACUUAACAGUCUCGGUGCUGUCAAAGAAGAGAUAGAAUGCCAAAAGGGCAAAGAAAUGCUGGUAUGCGGCAAAGAAGGAAUUGAAGGAUACUUAAACCUUGGCAUGCCCCUCUGCUGUAUACCAGAAGGCAGCCAUGUGGUCAUUACAUUUUGUCAAUGUAAAAGUAAGACAAAAGAAACUAAACAAUUCUUUGAACCACAGGACCAAGCAUCUACCAAUUAUGUCCGAUUUUACAUUCAUGCAGUUGGGAGUAAGAGGAAAAAGAUUCUGAAGUGUGGGGAACUUCACAAAGAGGGGAACAAAGUCUGUGUCUAUGGCUCCAAGGGAGAGAACGUCAGAGACACUCUGAGGAAGGACGGCAGGUUUUGUUCUUUCAUAGAGAGUGACCAUUGGAAACUCAUUAAUGACCUGGACACCAUCAUAGAAAACACUCAGCCAGUUGAUGAGUUAGAGGGCAAGCUCUUUCAGGUUGCAGCUGAGCUACCAAAGAACCCUAGGGUAGUCUCUGUCAUGCAGAAUUCUGGGUUAGAGAACAGAGACUUCCAUAAGCUAGAAGACUAUAUUGUGAAUGCGUACCCUACAUUGAAAGAAGAAGGAGAAAAACUCAGAGCAUACAUCAAGAAAGAAAGUAAAAAAAGAAAGAAAGGUUCCUUAUUCAAAGUGCAUAAAGAACACUUUGGGAAAAUAACAAAAAAUUCUACUCCUGUUAAAGUGCACAAACAUCUUUCGAAAGUCAGUGACUCAGUUGGGUUCCUAUGGUGGAACAACAAUGGAAAGCAGGGCUGUGCCACCUGCUUUGUUUUUAAAGGAUUAUACAUUUUGACUUGCCGACAUGUGAUAACUAGUAUUGUGGGUGAAGGCAUAGAUCCAUGUCAGUGGGCAAGCUUAAUUAGUCACUGUGUAAAGGUGACCUUUGGUUAUGAAGAGUUCCCACUAGUAGAAGACAAGUUUUUUGAGGUUAAACCUUGGUUUGAGAUAUCUAAUGAAAGACUUGACUAUGCUGUCCUAAAACUGAGGGAAAAUGGACAAGAAGUUCCUGCUGGACUGUAUAAUGGAAUAGGACCUGUGCCACUUAGUGGGUUAAUAUAUAUCAUUGGCCAUCCUGAUGGAGAAAAGAAGUCUACUGAUGGCUGUGCAGUGGUCCCUCAAGGUCAUAGAGAAAAAAAAUGUCAGGAAAAUUUUCAAGCAAGAAAGGAAGCAAACUACUGGAUUUCUACAUCUUUUUUCCCUAUAUACACACAAAGAAGUUUCCACGAUGUGUUUCACAAUCAUGAUGUGGUUACUUAUGACACCACUUUUUUUGGUGGGUCUUCUGGAUCCCCAGUAUUUGAUUCUAAUGGUUCAUUGGUGGCCAUGCAUGCUGCUGGCAUCACUUGUCCAGACCAGAAUGGAGUUUUUAAUAUCAUUGAGUUUGGUUUUACUAUGGAAUCCAUUCUUGCUAAUAUUAAGCAAAAUAAACAGUGGUAUGAUACCAUUUUUGUAAAUGAUCGGGAUGCAGAAAUGCUGAGCACAGACUCCUGAGGACUGGAAAGGGUGUAUUCUAGUUCACAACUUUAAGGGAAUUGCCUAAGGUGUUUUCCUUCAGAUAAUAAUGUUUUAUGAACUUUCAAAAUGAUUAAUUUCACCCAAUAAUCAUAGUUCUAGAGUGUAUCUUAACUAUCAAGCAUUUUCAUGGUUUAUUAAAACAAACAAUCAAAAACAAAACUAUCAAUUGAACUAUUUGUGUAAAGUAGCAUGAAAAAGAGGAUUAAGUGCUGAUGUGGGAUCCGAGGGUCAGGAGAUGCUAAGAUGUGAAAAAGUUGAGAGCAUAAACUGG